Molecule: messenger RNA, 2818 nt
Organism: Glossina fuscipes
Lineage: Eukaryota; Metazoa; Arthropoda; Insecta; Diptera; Glossinidae
Gene: P5CS
Product: delta-1-pyrroline-5-carboxylate synthase
Exons: 12
Coding region: 225-2561 (778 amino acids)
Cellular component (GO): mitochondrion; cytoplasm
Molecular function (GO): glutamate 5-kinase activity; ATP binding; glutamate-5-semialdehyde dehydrogenase (NADP+) activity
Source: RefSeq, a predicted model, not a curated record
AGUGUUGUAAAACGUAAAGAAAACAAAAAAAAAAAAAAAAAAGAACAAACGAAAAAAAUAAAAAAAGAAUAAAAAGUACAGAAUAUAAUUAAAGGUCGCAUAACAAAACGCGUUUUCUAUCUUUUUUUUUUUUUUGUAAUACAAUUAAUAAAAUUUUAUCAAGCGAAGGAAAUUCAUUUGUGUUUUUUGCUGCAAGUUGUAAAUAGAAAGAGUAACGCCGCACGAUGAAUGUGUUCUUAAGGAAAAGUCUUCAAUUGACAAAUGCCGUAAAGUCAUCGUUCUCUACAAAUGUAUGGAGAGCUGCUAGUAUACAAGCGCCUCGCCAACCUGCUUCAACACCUGAGAAACGUCAAACUGAACGUAAACCAACGUUUUCAGAGAGAAGUCAAUUGAAAUAUGCUCGCCGUCUAGUUGUAAAGCUGGGUAGCGCAGUUAUCACGCGAGAAGAUAAUCAUGGCCUUGCCCUUGGACGUUUAGCAUCCAUUGUUGAGCAGGUUGCCGAGUGUCAUUUGGAGGGUCGUGAGGUUAUGAUGGUUACAAGUGGUGCUGUUGCUUUUGGUAAGCAAAAGUUAGCUCAAGAAUUGUUAAUGUCAUUGUCUAUGCGUGAGACCCUCGCGCCUAAGGAUCACUCGAAAGAGGAGGAAAGUUUUCUAUUAGAUCCAAGAGCAGCAGCUGCUGUUGGUCAAUCGGGCCUUAUGUCACUGUACGAUGCCAUGUUUGCGCAGUAUGGUGUGAAAAUUGCUCAGGUGUUGGUAACAAAGCCGGAUUUCUAUAACGAAGAGACGCGUACCAAUUUGUUCGCCACACUAUCUGAGUUAAUUAGUCUGAAUAUUGUGCCAAUUAUAAAUACAAACGAUGCCGUCUCGCCACCAAUGUUUCUAAAAGAUGACGAUAUACCACCGGGAACGAAAAAGGGAAUUCCCAUCAAAGAUAACGACAGUUUGUCUGCCAUGUUGUCCGCCGAAGUGCAAGCAGAUUUGCUUAUCCUUAUGUCGGAUGUCGAUGGUAUUUACAACAAGCCACCGUGGGAGGAUGGCGCCAAACUAAUGCACACAUACACAACCAACGAUAGUCGUUCUAUACAAUUUGGCCAAAAGUCCAAGGUGGGCACCGGUGGUAUGGAUUCGAAAGUUAAGGCUGCUACUUGGGCCUUAGAUCGUGGCGUCAGCGUAGUGAUAUGUAAUGGUAUGCAAGAAAAAGCCAUUAAAACUAUAAUCGGUGGUAGGAAAGUGGGUACGUUCUUCACCGAAUCAACAGACGGCUUCACCACCCCAGUCGAGGAACUUGCUGAGAGCGCGAGGGAAGGCAGCCGUCAAUUGCAAACGUUAACUCCAGAGCAAAGAGCCAGCGCUGUUCACACAUUGGCUGAUUUAUUGGUAAGCAAAGAACAAUUCAUUCUGGAGGCCAACGCCAAAGAUCUCUCCGAUGCCCAACGUAAUGGUCUCGCAAAACCUUUGCUCUCACGAUUGUCGCUGAGCACAGGCAAAUUGAAAAAUUUGUCCGUCGGAUUAAAACAAAUUGCCGAUUCUAGUCAUAAAAAUGUUGGUCGCGUUCUGAGACGUACUCGAUUGGCGGAAAAUUUAGAUCUAACUCAAGUCACUGUGCCAAUUGGUGUAUUGUUAGUGAUAUUCGAAUCUCGACCGGAUUCAUUACCUCAGGUCGCUUCACUUGCUAUAGCAUCGGGUAAUGGUUUAUUACUGAAGGGCGGCAAAGAGGCAGCCAAUAGUAAUAAAGCGCUAAUGGAGCUUGUUAAAGAAUCUCUGACAACGGUUGGUGCUGAGAAGGCGGUAUCAUUGGUUUCAACGCGCGAAGAAAUUAGCGAUUUGUUGUCGAUGGACGAUCAUAUCGAUUUAAUUAUACCACGUGGUUCUUCAGAUUUGGUACGUAGCAUCCAACAACAAUCGUUGCAUAUACCCGUUUUAGGUCAUGCUGAAGGCGUUUGUCAUGUUUUCAUUGACAAGGAUGCUGACAUCCAAAAAGCCUUGAAAAUUGCACGCGAUGCUAAAUGUGAUUACCCAGCAGCUUGCAACGCGAUGGAAACUUUACUGAUUCAUGAGGAUUUAAUGAGCGGCGACAUUUUCAACGAUGUUUGCAAUAUGUUGAAACGUGAAGGGGUUAAAAUUUAUUCGGGUCCUAAAUUGAAUCAAUUGCUCACCUUUGGCCCACCGGCAGCGAAGAGUCUAAAGCAUGAAUAUGGCGCCCUGGAGUGUUGCAUUGAAAUUGUUAAGGAUCUGGACGAUGCCGUUAAUCAUAUACAUACCUAUGGCAGCGGUCACACCGAAGUCAUUGUAACGGAAAAUGACACUGCUGCUCAGCAUUUCCUUAAAUCGGUUGAUAGUGCUUGCGUUUUCCAUAAUGCCAGUUCGCGGUUCGCUGAUGGAUUCCGUUUCGGUUUGGGUGCGGAGGUUGGCAUUUCGACGGCUCGCAUUCAUGCUCGCGGUCCAGUGGGUGUUGAAGGUCUCCUAACUACUAAAUGGAUUUUACGCGGCCGUGAUCACACUGCUGCUGAUUUUGCUGAGGGUGGCGGUUCGGUUUGGUUGCACGAAUCCUUGCCCGUGUAAACUAUACUUUUGAUUGACUAUUAUGUGAGAAGUUUCGUUCUUUUUUUUUUUUUUUUUUUUCUUCUUCUUCUUCUUCUCGUUUUCUAGUUAAGCUAUAUAAGUGGUUUUUAUGUUUUGUUUUUUAAUUUUUCCCCAAUUUUUUUGUUUUUCUUUUUUAUAAUUAUCAACAACAGUAACUCAACAACUUGUAAAUUUUUAUAACUUUUUCUUAAUAAAUUUCCUUUUGUACCUUGUUUUGUUUGCAUCUUUUUCCCCUA